Molecule: messenger RNA, 1542 nt
Organism: Pocillopora verrucosa
Lineage: Eukaryota; Metazoa; Cnidaria; Anthozoa; Scleractinia; Pocilloporidae
Product: xaa-Arg dipeptidase
Molecular function (GO): dipeptidase activity
Source: RefSeq, a predicted model, not a curated record
AAACAAUUAGCUUAAUGAAUCUUAUUUGUCAGGCUGAGAGCAACGGGGACUUCUUUCCGUUUCACUUCCUUGUCAAAAAUGGAGAGCGACCAGGUAAAGGUCCUGAAGGAAAAAGCCAAAGAAGCGAUCGAUAUCUAUUCUCCUGAAUUAUAUGAACUGAACAAAAGUGUAUGGGAAAACCCAGAGCUUGGUCUUCAGGAGAGAUUUGCUCACGAUCAGCUGACAGAAUUCUUGGCGGAUCAAGGCUUCGAUGUAAUUCCUCAUUACACUUUGGAUACGGCUUUUCGGGCGGAAUGCGGAGAGGAUGGAGGUCUUACAAUUGGACUGAUUAGUGAAUAUGAUGCUUUACCGGAAGUAGGACACGCUUGUGGACAUAAUCUGAUCGCUGAAUCGGGAGUAGCAGCGGCUUUAGGUCUCAAGAUUGCUUUGAAUGCCAUUAAUCAGAGACCCAAAGUCAAAAUAGUUCUCCUUGGAACUCCUGCUGAGGAAACAAUAGGUGGCAAGAUUUCAAUGAUCAAGAAUGGUUGCUUCAAAGAUCUUGACUUUUGUAUGAUGGUUCACCCAAGUUCAGUAGAUGUUCUCAAACCAGUCAUUUUAGCUAGUGAACGUGCUACAAUCACCUACAAAGGUCAUGCUGCUCAUGCUGCCGCAUUCCCCUGGGAAGGAAUUAAUGCCCUUGAUGCCGCAGUCAUGGCUUACACAAGCAUAAGUGCACUAAGACAGCAGAUGAAGCCCACAUGGCAUGUUAACCUUAUCAUUUCCAAGGGUGGUGUUAAGCCAAACAUAAUUCCUGACCGAGCUCAGCUACAGUGUUACAUUCGAGCUAUGACUGACAGCAACCUUGAAGUGUUAAAAGAAAAGGUGAAGAAUUGUUUUGAAGCAGCUGCAUCAGCCACAGGCUGCAAAGUCUCCAUGGAGUGGGAAACAGACACUAGAUAUUCACAUCUGGAAACCAACAACACCCUUGCUGAACUGUACCAAGCCAAUGCUGAGUCCUUAGGAGUAUCAUUUCCACCUGAGGCAAAGUUCUCAGCAUCCACUGAUAUGGGAAAUGUUUCACAUGUAGUUCCUUCUAUCCAUCCCAUGUAUUCUAUUGGCACAACUGCACCCAAUCAUUCUCAUGCAUUCACAACAGCAGCAGCAACAGAGGAAGCUCAUGAGAAAACUUUGAUUGCCAGCAAGGCAAUGGCCAUGACAGCUAUUGAUGUAUUGUGUAAACAAGAUUUCAUGGAUCAAGUGAGGAUUGACUUUAAACAACCAAAUAAGGGUGAAAAUUAACUGUCAUGGAUGGAAAAGUGAGGACAAGUUGGCAAAAGUCAUUAGGGACAGUUUCUGCAAAAUUACUCCUAGAGAUAUAUCUGUGAGUUCAGUGUGUAGUUCACAAAUCUUAGAUUGAUACAACACGUAUAUGAAACAAUGGUUUGAUGAAACUUUCAAAUGCACUCUGAAGUUCAAUUUGACUGAUGUGCUUGAUGUGUUUGGUAGGGAAAGAAUAAAUCAUUACAGAUAUGAGCAAAAAGUGACAAUGGAAAGAAUUAAAGC